AUGGACCGUAGCGUCGACCGUCGUCUCUGUGGCCAUUGCCACUCAUCCAUCGGUGACGAGGUAAGCAACAAAAAAGAAUUUGAUCUCGGGCGGGCUCGAACCGCCGGCCUUCUGUGUGUUAGACAGAUGUGAUAACCACUACACCACGAGAUCACCUGUCGCUCUUUGCAGGCCAUCGUCGCCAUGAACCGUCUCUGGCACCCGGACCACUUUGUCUGCACCUCUUGUAAACGGCCAAUCAAGCAGACUUUUCAGGUCCUUACUGAUAUAUUUUCUUGAAAUCUUGAAAAUUUCAGGCAGCUGACAAUCACGCCUAUUGCGUUCAGUGUUUCGCUCAAAAAUACAACCCGAAGUGCGCAGGUGAUACUUUUUAAGAAUUGUAUAAUUGAAGGUGAAAAAUCAUCAAAAGACAGGGAAGCUUAAAGGAACAACCAUAUUAGCCUGAAAAAAACUGAAGAAUAAAUAUUAAAAAAAUGCGUAAGAGUGAAUUUUUUUGAUUUUGAAAAAAAGUUCUUUGAGUUUUUUUCUCAUUUUUGACUUGAUUUGAUGAGCAGGGAUAGUAUUGAAAAUUUUACGCCUUUCAAUUUUGUUAGAAAAAUUAAUUUUUUUUUUGUUGGUUUUACAUUCGGGCAUAUAGCGUCCUAGGAAAAGUUUUUGCCAAUUCGCGCUUCUGAGAUUUUCGAAGAUGAAAAAAAAGACACUUUCUCCUCAGGAUGCCUGGAAACGUUGGUAGACACCUGUCUUCUCGCUCUGGACCGCCACUGGCAUCCUCGAUGCUUCACCUGCUCCAGCUGCAACCGACCGCUUCCCAAUGGCGAAUUCUACUUGGUUUGUUCAGUUUACAAUCCCUUCGGAUGCAAGAGUCGAUGUUUGAAUAAAAAUCCAACUCGAGGUUGACGACAAACCCUACGACCUGGACUGUCAUUGGGCCAAGCGGCUCGAAAAGCGCGAGCACAUGGAACGUGGAGAACGAUGA
Messenger RNA from Caenorhabditis auriculariae, 976 nucleotides. NCBI's taxonomy places the organism in Eukaryota, Metazoa, Nematoda, Chromadorea, Rhabditida, Rhabditidae. The record is from the annotation of a GenBank genome assembly.